AUGUCAGGGUCUCCCUUCGGCGCGCCAAACGGCCAGCAACGAACAGAUCGCAUGCACGUUGAUACCCGUCUGGUCCAUGCCACAUGCUCCAGCAACACGCCAACUACCAUUGCCUACGCCACCCCACAAGACCUGACUCCAUUUAGUGCUGUGUCAAGCUUCAACUAUCCCGCUACGGCAGACUCAACUCUUCUCACUCCGGUCUCCGGUCCUGGUUCGCCGCCGAUUCAGCAAACAGCGCAAAAACAACUGCGCCAGACCUAUCACCCAUCCACUUCUAGUGCCCAACAACCGACACCGCCUGGAAGCAGCAGAAUGUUCUACGGACCAUACGACAUGGGCGUGUCCAGCCAGGCAUCCUCGCCCAUAAAUACCAUCCAUGCCCAGCCCGAGAGUCAUUUCGACAUUGCCUACAUGGGCGGGGCGUCUCCGAAGGACAGUGCACCCGUCCCUUACUACGGCCACUAUGGGGUUUCUGAACCAGCGACCGAGUCCGAGUAUCCUGCCCCUGGCCAGACCAACAAUUAUCAAGGCUACGUCGGUGUUGAGCCCAGCUUCUUCCUCAAAGCAAAUCCGGACUCGCCCCUUUCCGGUAGAAAUGGCAUUGUUAGCACCACUGCAGGGCCGACAAAUGCACCUAUCCUCGCUGAGCCGCAGCCUUCCAUGCUCAGAAACCCUCGUCCCUCAACCAUCCAAGAACUCAGAGAUCCUACCAUGCUGCAACCGAUAGCCCCAGGACGCCCAGGGCAGACUCUCCGAAGCACUGCCGCAGAUAAAGACGCAAAGAAGACAAGAGAGCGAAGUAAGAAAUCAAAAGGCAGUUCCCGUGCUCCCAAGCCGCCGAGCGUUCACUCGAGCUCUAGUCAUGUCCCACGGCCUGUGCAGGGCGCGGUGCCGCAGCUGAUGCUUAGUGACAAGGCAAGCGAGGAAGAGAGGUACCUGUUCGAUCUCAGAAAGAAACUCGUGGACGAGAAGGGUAAAGGAAUGUGGGACCAGUUGAAGAGUGGCUACGAGAAGCGCUUUGGGUGCACAAAGGAAAAGGCAGCCCUGCAGAUGAAAAUCUCACGGGCCGUCUGCAAGCAUGCGAUCUGGCCCGAAGGCGAGAAGGACAUACUAAGACAGGCUUUCUUUUACGAAGAAGAACGUCGCUACGCACGCAUAAUCGCGAGGAUGAAGGAACUCGGCGGUGCGCAAAUCUGGGAGUGGAAACCACAACACAUCGAGUCUCAACUAGUCAAAAUGGGUCUCGAAGAACCAACGAUGGACGAGGCAACAAAGCUCCGCCGCCGUAAUCGUUUAGCGCAACGAAAGCGAGCCGCUCAGCAACAGCAUCAACACAACGCAAUGAUGAGCUGGGGAAGACCCGUCGACAUGCCGCAUGCUCAGUACCCCUUUCCUCACCAUAUGACAGCUCCCCCAACUACUUAUGAAGUCAUACCUGGGACGACGAUGGCACUCUCGGACGAGCCAGAAUACACCACGGAGCAGGAAGACCAAGUUCUUGACCAACUCGACCGCAAGUACGCAAUCAAGGAAGAGAGCCACUCGCCAGCUUUUACUUCCACCCCAGAGAUGAUGGACAUGACCUACACGAGGAGCGAUAUGGGCCAUUCCCAACACGUAGGCAGUCACCAGAGCGAGCGAGUAGCUCGUCAAGCCUGUGAGCAACUGAUUGCUCAUUCCAGGCUUCAGAACAGACCGUUUGCGCCAUCCGGAUAG
Thyridium curvatum is the source of this 1719-nucleotide messenger RNA. RefSeq lists its product as uncharacterized. The record is from RefSeq and is a predicted model, not a curated record. The transcript has 3 exons. NCBI's taxonomy places the organism in Eukaryota, Fungi, Ascomycota, Sordariomycetes, Thyridiales, Thyridiaceae. Bases 1 to 1719 code for a protein of 572 amino acids.